Aspergillus mulundensis is the source of this 963-nucleotide messenger RNA. RefSeq lists its product as uncharacterized. Gene Ontology annotation, cellular component: cytoplasm; nucleus. Lineage: Eukaryota; Fungi; Ascomycota; Eurotiomycetes; Eurotiales; Aspergillaceae. Gene Ontology annotation, molecular function: DNA-binding transcription factor activity; protein binding. Bases 1 to 963 code for a protein of 320 amino acids. The record is from RefSeq and is a predicted model, not a curated record. Gene Ontology annotation, biological process: regulation of DNA-templated transcription. The transcript is spliced from 2 exons.
AUGGAUUCAGGUCCAUUGCAGCUGCCCGCUGACCCCACAGAGCGCCGCCGGCUGCAGAACCGCAUCGCACAGCGCAGGUUUCGUCAGAAAAAGCAACUCAAACGAAGCACGGACCGUGGCCGAGCUGAUCGACCAGCUACCAGCGCAACUAGCAACGGUGAUACCGGGCUUGCGAGAUCGGCCGACAGGCCUUUCGAUGAAGAGGCUUCAGGAAUUCCUUGUUCGGGGAAUGCGCGGGAUGAAGGAAUUGGUUUUGGCCUAGAGGCGAUGGACAGUUCUUUGAAUAGUUGCAGCUCUUUCAAUCCUCCGCUGGACGCGCAAUUCUUGUCGUUCCUCGCCUCUCGCUCCAGCUCCACUACUUCCCCCGACACAGCGCCUCAGGGUACGUCUAAUUCUUCUGGCAAUACAGGGCCAAGUACCGACCCAUUCUCUCUCCACGAUGUGUCGGGUGCUAUCGCAGCGGAGCCUGCCGCUGAGAAUGGCGAGGGCUGGCUCAGUUCAAUGCACAUAGCCGCGCAAAAUGGUCAUGAGCGGAUACUCGGAGUUCUGCUUGAAAAGGGCAAUAUGGAUCCCGAUUGCACUGACAGUGAUGGACGAACACCUCUUUACUACGCUGCGAUUGGGGGUCACGACUCAGUAGUGCGGCUAUUACUCAAUCACGGGUCACGGAUCUCUCAUGUGGACAACCAUAAACGAACCGUGCUCCAUUGGGCGGCGCACUGGACACAACUAGAAGUGUUGCGGACGCUCCUUGAAUAUUGGUCUAAACACGAGCGAGGCACGUGCGACAUCAAUGCGCAUGACAGUCAUGGCUGGACACCGUUGCAUCUGGCCGUGCAACGGGGAUUUGACGAUGGUGUUCUCUUGCUCAUUCAGUGGGGAGCAGAUAUCAACAUGAAGGCGAAACAGUGCUGGAUGACCGAGAGGAAUAUUCCGUUCGAUAUGAAUCUGUUGGUAAACUGA